This is a messenger RNA of Triticum turgidum subsp. durum (durum wheat), 639 nucleotides long. NCBI's taxonomy places the organism in Eukaryota, Viridiplantae, Streptophyta, Magnoliopsida, Poales, Poaceae. The record is from the annotation of a GenBank genome assembly.
AUGCGGCCCGGUAAGCAAACAAACAUUCCAACCAAGCCGUCCAUACGCCCGAAAUGGGGCCCAUCGGCCUCUGGGUCGUCGGCCCAAUACGGCCUGCACCGUCGUCUCCUGGCGACGACGACUCGGCGGCGUGGUAGAUCUCACCACACCACUCAGCUCGCGAGACCGGAGACGGACUGGGGGAAGAAGAAGCGGCAGCGCCAAAACCCUACUGCCCCCUCGCGCUGCCGCCUCAGAUCUCCGAUCCUACCCGGUCCAGAUCUGGUGUCGCAGAUGGCGAGCACGGGGCGGUCGAUGCUGCUGUCGCUGCUGCUGUUCGCGGUGACGCUGUCGCUGCUGGAGAUGUACCAGGGCUGGUUCGCCGCGUCCGAGCUCAAGACCAUCGCCGGCGGAUUCGUCAGCUCCCUCCUCUUCCUCCUCCUCCUCGCCUUUAUCGGUAAUUACCAAGAAGCUAGUGGUGUUAGAACUGGGUGGGGUGCAGUUGUUGUAGCAGAACUUGUUGCUCUUAUUGUAGCUGGCACUGUCCACCGCGUUUGCAUCACAACAUGCUUCCUGUUCUCUGCCGGGAUCCUUUACGAGGUCGACAAGCUCUCCGGGAUGAUCCUCGCGAGGAGCGAGUCCAAGGCGAGGCGGUACUGA